GCCAAAAAGCUCAGCCGUCGUGGUGAGUGGCCACCUCAGGGCCCACCAGCACAGCCCUCGAGGCUCCCAGAGCCCAGGCACGGGCCUGUUUCCACAGCCACCGUGUGGUCAUCUUCAGCAGGUCCACGCGCAGAUGCUAUACUGAGAGGACGGGCUGGACCUCGAGGGAUCGCUGUCCGAACGGACCUCCAAAACCCUUGUGAAACGGAGAAAGAUAGGCCACCAUGGUCCGACCCUGAAGUGCCUUGCAUUGGAGGAGGAACCUUGCCAUAAUGCCAGUUGAUGAAUACUGGCUGUGUUUACCAGCCUCUUAGUUAGACCUUUCGUGCAGACGGUCAGGAUGAUGCAGUCAUGCCCCUGCUGUUGCUGGUUUCCAGGUGUCUUCCCUUUAGUCCCUGAACCGUCAUGCUUACCUGCUGCACUGCCUACGGGCAGCCACAGUGCCGCGCCUCCUCCACCUUUUCACACCGCACCCCCUUCUGCAUCCCAAGCAUCCUCUUCUACUGACACUAAGCUCUGCCUUUUGCCCCCCACAUCUGAUGAUAGGCAGGAGGAAAAUGUGCAGUCUGGGCUGGCUUCUCAGGAAAGCAGACUUCAAAAUACAGUGAAAAUGAAUGGCUCCAAGGAUCUCCCGGAGCCCUAUGACUACGACCUCAUCAUCAUUGGAGGGGGUUCUGGAGGACUGGCAGCUGCCAAGGAGGCAGCCAAAUAUGACAAGAAGGUGAUGGUUCUGGAUUUUGUCACUCCAACCCCUCUUGGAACUAGAUGGGGUCUUGGAGGAACGUGUGUGAAUGUGGGUUGCAUACCUAAAAAACUGAUGCACCAAGCAGCGUUGUUAGGACAAGCCCUACGAGACUCUCGAAACUACGGGUGGAAUGUCGAGGAGACAGUUAAGCAUGACUGGGAGAGAAUGACAGAGGCGGUCCAGAACCACAUUGGCUCUCUCAACUGGGGCUACCGCGUGGCCCUGCGGGAGAAAAAGGUCACCUACGAGAACUCGUACGGGGAGUUUGUGGGGCCUCACAGGAUUAAGGCAACAAAUAAUAAAGGCAAAGAGAAGAUUUACUCAGCAGAGAGAUUUCUCAUUGCCACUGGUGAAAGGCCGCGUUAUUUGGGUAUCCCUGGUGACAAAGAAUACUGUAUCAGCAGUGAUGAUCUUUUCUCUCUACCUUAUUGCCCGGGUAAGACCCUGGUGGUUGGAGCAUCCUAUGUUGCUUUGGAAUGUGCCGGAUUUCUUGCUGGUAUUGGUUUAGACGUCACUGUUAUGGUACGAUCCAUUCUCCUAAGAGGAUUUGACCAGGACAUGGCCAACAAAAUUGGUGAACAUAUGCAAGAACAUGGUAUCAAGUUCAUAAGACAGUUUGUACCAAUAAAAGUUGAACAAAUUGAAGCAGGGACACCAGGCCGACUGCGAGUGGUAGCUAAGUCCACUAAUGGUGACCAAACCAUCGAAGGAGAGUAUAAUACGGUAUUGCUGGCAAUAGGAAGAGAUGCUUGCACGAGAAAAAUUGGCUUAGAAAACGUGGGAGUAAAGAUAAAUGAAAAGACUGGAAAAAUACCUGUCACAGAGGAAGAGCAGACCAACGUGCCUUACAUCUAUGCCAUCGGUGAUAUAUUAGAGGGGAAGCUGGAGCUCACCCCCGUGGCCAUCCAGGCAGGAAGGCUGCUGGCUCAGAGGCUGUAUGGUGGCUCCACUGUCAAGUGCGACUAUGAAAACGUUCCGACGACAGUUUUCACUCCUUUGGAAUAUGGGUCUUGUGGUCUUUCUGAGGAGAAAGCUGUGGAGAAAUUUGGGGAAGAAAAUGUUGAGGUUUACCAUAGUUACUUUUGGCCAUUGGAAUGGACGAUUCCAUCAAGAGAUAACAACAAAUGUUAUGCAAAAGUAGUCUGCAAUAUCAAAGACAAUGAACGUGUUGUGGGCUUUCACCUACUGGGUCCGAAUGCUGGAGAGGUGACCCAGGGGUUCGCAGCGGCACUCAAAUGUGGGCUGACCAAGGACCAGCUGGACAGCACCAUCGGGAUCCACCCUGUUUGCGCAGAGGUGUUCACGACUCUGUCGGUGACCAAGCGCUCCGGGGGAAACAUCCUCCAGACCGGUUGCUGAGGUUAAGCCCCAGUGUAGAUGCUGCCGCCUAGACUCCAAACCACUGAUGUGUUUCUUGCCCAAGUCCAAGGCGAAGUGCUGCGAAAGGCUCUCGGGUUUGGCACCUGCGUGUCCGUGCUUACACUCCCCGAGGCCCCCUUGGAUCUCACGGGUGGGAGGUGAUUCGUGGAAGGCAGGCAGCAUUUGCAUUGGGGUUACUGUGAUGUACUCAAAACUGGCUUUUGGCAGAGCAUCAGAGUGAUGCGUCCAUGAAGUCACCAGCCCCAAGCCCCUCGCGGUGGGUGGUGAUGGAACCGUCAAAGCAGUUUUCUCUUGGCCUUUCCUUUGUGGGUUUUCUUACGUUCACCGUCAAGCUUUCUAAUGUUGGUUCUUUUUUCACUUUUUCUCCUCGGUGUUAGUGAUACUAGAGAUGAUAGCAAACAAUUUUGGUCCCAAAGCAGGUCAUGGCUACCAUGUGCAAAUACAAGCGACUCACCGCCGGGAAAGCAUGGGGAAGCUCCCAGGCUUGUCCCGGGAGAGACCGCCCUGUGGCCCAAGUCUCCUCCCAGAACCAGGGAAGCAUGGUUGGCCAGUUUGCUCACAUGCCACACCACUGGUGAUUGUUUUUAGUUCUGUUUGGAAAAGGCAGUGGUUACCUGGCCAGCCUAUCUGAAGGAGUCUCCACCGCAGAGGACUCGCUAGUGCAGUGUGGUUUCCACGUUCUUCAUCACGGAGGCAGAUGUAUACCUGAAAAGGGGAAAAACAAAAGACGUCUUUAUUUAGCCUGUUGUGUGCUGGUCUAAGUGAGCUGAGAUCUGUUGCAAUGGAAAACAUUUAGCGCUUGUUUAAAACUGUUUUGGGGAGUAGCUUUUGCUUUAAGCUGAAAUCACAAGAUACCAGAGCUUUAUUUUUCAUGUGUGCUAGGUAUCUAUCCCUUUGAGAACUACAUUCAUAGGAAAAAAAAGGUUUCUACACUUGACAAUUUAACUCUUGUGGUAAUUGCUUUGUUUUUAAAAGGAAGCUGUUAAUAUCAUAAUUUAUUAUUUUUGAACACAGGUGGAUGUGAAGGAUUUUCAUUUAAAAACCAAGUGGUUUUGACUUUUUCUAUUGACCGUAUUUGGUGGAAUUUGGGCAGAAGUGUUUAUGCUCUGCUGGCAUUCGAACUCGGAUUAUCACAAAGAGGUAUUAACCCUGCAGUUAGAGAUUUCCAGCUACAGCUACUGACAAUGCAUUAUAUCUAGGCCGUUUCCCCUCUACAGAAGUAGGAUGUUAAACAUGCUGUGGAUGGCAGGCCUCCCACCAGCAGUUCUUGUAGCCCCCCAGCCCUCUUUUUGGGUCUUCCCUCUGUGUGUGUUUCUCAGCCACAACACUGAGCGGUCGAUUCAAAGUACAUUUCUCGAUCACCUCAGGGAACUCGGUGUCUGCCCAGCAUUCGGUCAGCAGGGCCCCUGACCUCGCCUGUCCCACGGCCCUGCCUCAGCCCACCCCAUCUGGUUAUGUGGAGAGAAGGGAAAAGGAAAAAGAGAGGGGAAUUGAGGCAGCUGACUGUGUUCGGUUUUAUUUAUUAUUUUUUUAAUUUUUUAUUUUCCCCUCCAAGUCUGCCAAUUUCUGAAACUAGAACACAGGCAGUACAGGGUGAUCAAGCCUAAUCAUGUUGUGAUUCUGUCUUCUUCGUGGAAUGGAAUAUUCUGCCCCCACGAGAAGAGUCCCACCUUACAGACUUGUCUCUGUAAUCGCCCGUGUGUAUUGAAACUCAUUAAAUUCCAUGUAUUUUUGUUAUAAAUCUUCUGGAAGAAAAAAAAGCAAUGUGAAACAUUAAAAGGUAUUAAUAUCCA
Capra hircus (goat) is the source of this 3918-nucleotide messenger RNA. It is a transcript of the gene TXNRD1, whose product is annotated as thioredoxin reductase 1. The record is from RefSeq and is a predicted model, not a curated record. Gene Ontology annotation, biological process: glutathione metabolic process; cell redox homeostasis; cellular response to oxidative stress. Gene Ontology annotation, cellular component: cytosol; mitochondrion. Bases 341 to 2104 code for a protein of 587 amino acids. The transcript has 16 exons. Gene Ontology annotation, molecular function: glutathione-disulfide reductase (NADPH) activity; flavin adenine dinucleotide binding; thioredoxin-disulfide reductase (NADPH) activity. NCBI's taxonomy places the organism in Eukaryota, Metazoa, Chordata, Mammalia, Artiodactyla, Bovidae.